Messenger RNA from Colletotrichum acutatum, 660 nucleotides. Its product is annotated as Ribokinase-like protein. NCBI's taxonomy places the organism in Eukaryota, Fungi, Ascomycota, Sordariomycetes, Glomerellales, Glomerellaceae. The record is from RefSeq and is a predicted model, not a curated record. Bases 1 to 660 code for a protein of 219 amino acids. The transcript has 2 exons.
AUGGGUAAGGCCGGUAAUGAUCACUACGGAAAGACUCUUAUUCAGAAGCUACUCGAGAACGAUAUUGACGUCUCUGGCGUCAAAGAGGUGUCCAGCUUCCUGCCCAGCAAACGCGUCGUCAUGAUCGACAAAGAAACCCACGAGAGUCGGUGUGUUGUUAGCCCGGGGGCAACUGCGGCCUGGACGAAGGAAGAUUUCAGCUACCCUGGGCAGUUUGGAGGUGACGAAUGGCCGAACUUGAUCGUGGCGCAGAUGGAAAUCGAUAAGGAGGUCGUUGAGACUAUGAUUUACACCGCCGGUGAAGCUGGCAUCCCGUUCUGCUUGAACGCCGCGCCGGCGAGUCCUAUUAACCCCGCUCUAUACCGAUUUAUUACACAUCUUGUGGUCAGCGAGUCUGGGGCUGCGAUUCUGUUGGACUUUACGAAGGAUAAGGUAGAUAAAGACUUUCCAAAAACUGCCCAGAGACUUUUGAGCCUCGGGUUCGAGAACGUGGUUAUUACGCUGGGUGCAAAAGGUGCUUAUUACGCCGACGCGAAACUCAACGGGCACUGCGCUGGGUAUCCCGUCCAGGUUAUGGAUACGACCGGAGCCAGCGACGCCUUUACCGGGGCGUAUGCGGCCGACUAUGUGCGUCAGAUGUCCAGUUCAUCUGGAGAAUAG